Pseudozyma flocculosa PF-1 is the source of this 4863-nucleotide messenger RNA. RefSeq lists its product as uncharacterized. Lineage: Eukaryota; Fungi; Basidiomycota; Ustilaginomycetes; Ustilaginales; Ustilaginaceae. The coding region runs from base 1 to 4863 and encodes 1620 amino acids. The transcript has 3 exons. The record is from RefSeq and is a predicted model, not a curated record.
AUGCCCAAAAAGUCCAACAACACCACCGCCAAGGGUGCUGGCAACGACACCGCUAAUCGGCCAAACGUUGCCGCGACCGUGCACACACCCGACCCCUCUCGCACCUCUGCGGCGGCCACGACGCCCGCUCCCGCUCAAUCUGCGAGAAAGAGGGCUUCCAGGGCCAGCAAAGGUCGUGCAUCGGCGGUACAGCAACCCAAUCGCUCACAGUCUCCUGACCACCGACCCGUCGCCGUCGUCAAACGUGGAGAUGAGCGCAGAUACGAUGGCUCAUCCCGUCUUGGCGGCGAUGGAAGCGGCGACGGCGACGACGACGACAACAUGAGCGCCUCUUCGGACGACCACGACGCCCGAAGACCCCGCAAGCGCAGCAGGGUGUCCACCCCGCGAGGCCGCUCCACCAGCCGCAAGAGGUCCGACAGCAGAGCCAGGAGCGCCAGCAGGUCCAGGAGCCGGCGCACGGACUGGGACCAGAUGAGCGUCGACUCCGAAGACUUGGGCUUUCGUGCGGACGACGCCCCCACCGUCGUCUCAAUCCAGGGUCCCUCGGGCAUCCGAUUCGAGCGUGUCUAUGACGACAACUUCCCCGAGAGCGUCGAGGAGCUCAAGACCAUCGCCAGGCGCAAAUUUCGUCUCCAUGAGGCCGAGCCUGUCGAGAUCUCUUACCGCAAUCCAUCUGGAGCUGAAUGCGGUCUUGACGACAACGACGACCUGAGGGCUUUCGGCGCAAAUGCUCAGCGCGCCAGCUACAUGCUGAUGACCGUCAAGGCUGCGGUGCCACACGCCUUUGCGUCGCCCGCUGCGGCUGAGCUCGCACCCCUACCAGCAGCCAACGGAUCGAUUGCCAGCGCAGUGCCCACCAACGCACCUGUAGCAACUUCGCGCGGCGCGACAUCGUCUUCAGCGACCCCGGCAACAGGCGACUUCCUCGCCACGCCGAUGCAGUCUGCGGCGUCCAAGAAAGGUGCGCCCGUUACGAUCUCCCAGACGCCGGCAUCUUCCGCCACACCGACGCAGCCCCAGUCUGCUCUGAAGAAGCGUAAAGCUCGUGCAUCCGCCAACCAGUCUGAACAAGAGGUUUCGGGCGAUGCUCAUAACGCGGCAUCGACCCUGGCCGCUCCGGCGGAUGCGGCGCCAGCAUCGAGCCAGCGCCCUGCUUCCAAGAAGCGCGCUGGUCGCGUUUCCGUCGCCGCACCGGAAGAUGCGACGGCGUCUUCGGCCGACAAGUCGGCGGAUGCUGCAAGCGCUACCAACGCUGCGAGCGCGGCCAACACCUUCGACCUCUUCGACUGGUCCAUGCUACCAUCCGUCCGCGAUGCGCUGAAGAAGCGUUCCGGUGCGUCGGCUUCGGCAGCGAACACCACGAGCGGUGCUGCGAAUUCGAGCCACGCUUCUGCUCCUGGAUCUUCUGCCAACGUUCCAGCCGUCCACUCGGCAUCGCAUCUGGCCAAUGGGACCGCGGGCAAUGCGCAGCGACACGGGAACAGUUCCGCGGAGUCUGCUCAGGCAACUGAAUCUAGUCAGCCAGCCGCUGAGGGCGAAAGGCCCAGCGACGAGAGUGCGGCGACUCAGACUUCGGGUGCGACUGCCGCUGCCGCCAAGGCUGCCGGCACGGCAGCAGGCCAGGACCAAGCGAAGGCGAGCGAACCUCCCAAGAAGCCAGGUCGCAAGCCGAAGGCGGCCAAGAAGCAGCCAGACUCUACCGCAACAGGCGCGGACACGACCGCGCCCGAGGUCGCCGAACCCAUCGCAGCCACGCCUCAAGGCGCGUCCGCUCAACCGGCGGAUCUCUCACCUGCUGCACCUGAGGCACCGACCGAAAGUAGCGGCCUCGACGGCGCAGUCGCCUCGGCUUCGAGCCCUUCAGAGUCCACUGAUGCGUCUGCCACCCAAGGCCCGGCGCCGAGCCAGUCUGGCUCUCAGCCGCCAAAGAAGGGUCGCAAGAAGAAGCAAGCAGCCGAGCCGGAUGCAGACCAAGCGGCUGCGCCUUCGCAAGGUCCCGGAGCCGAGCAGGCAGCAGGGGUUCUCAGCCAGAAGGCGGCAGCGCAGGCAAAGGGCGCUGCGAAAGCCAAGGCGGCUGCUAACUCCCAGGCUUCGGAGCCUACUGUUUACGUCGAGAUCCCGCCGCCGACUGCCACGGCGACGGCAGCCCCUCCCGCCACGCCAGCUCCAAAGAAGCGAGGCCGCCCGUCCAAGGCCGACUUGGCUGCCCGCGCCGCUGCUGCAGAGGCAGAGAGGCAGGCAAAGGAACAGGCCGGCGAGAAUGUGCCGGCCGUCGAAGCGACGUCAGUUCCGGAGCCGCAGACGGCAACCAAGCAGCAAAAGACCACCAAAUUGGCCGCCGAUUCGAUCGCGGAGGACGAAGAGACGCUCGCCGCCACCGCGGACCCCGCCGAGGCCCCGCCCGCCAAGAAAGCUCGGCGUACCACCAAGAAGCCAGCAUCGCAGAUGCCAGCAGAGUCCCAAGCGGCCGACGAGGCCAACAUCGAACCCGCUCUGCGUUCGUCGGCCGAGUCCUCCCCCAAUCCCGAAGGAGCGAACGCUGACGCCAGUGUGGGCUCAUCGUCGCAGCUGCCCGCCGCCACGAGCGAGGAUCGUGCUGCUGUUGCUGCGACGCCAAAGGUGGCCAAGACACCGAGGAAGGCUGCCAGCAAGGUCGUCGAGGAUCCCGAUGUCUGCGUCUACUGCGAACAGUCCCCGAACCACGACGAGGCGGACUGCGAGCUCUACCAGGAGGGUUCCAUCGACGCGCUGAGCGACCGCAUGAACGCGCUGCGCUACAAGGUCAAGAAGACGCCCAAGGAAAAGACGGCGGCGUCCAGGCUGGCAAGCCGGGUCGCAAGGCUCUUUACGCAGCGUCGUGAAAGCGGCGGCACUUCCGAUAUGCCUACGAGCGAUUCAGUCCGCGAUCUGAUGUCCUCCGUGGGCUCUACCAAGCCGACCGGCACGCAGGGCGACCAGGUUGCUGCUGCGAAGGGCAAGGGACAGACUAUCGAUUCCGCCUCGCUUCCGCCAACGUCCUCGCCCCGCACGCCGCCGCUCGGUGCUACGGGGCAUCCGAUCCAGAUCUCCUCUGACGCUUUUGCGCUCAAUGUCCCUGGAUCCGAUGACCAGGCCGUGACAGAGGAAGAGCGCUUUGCCGAAGAGGUGCAGAGGCACGCGGACGAGGAGGCCGAAGAGGCGCGAAAGCAAGAGGAGCAGCGACAGGCGGAUGAGCUCAAGGCGAAGCUGGUCAAGCAAAAGAAGGGGAAGAAGGCUAGCCUGAGCAAGGAGGAGCAGGAUAAGCAGGCGGCCGAACGCGCCGAAGCUGCCGCGGCCAAGGCGGAGCAGAGGAGGGCCGCUGCGGCUGCUGCGGCCGAAGCAAGGGCCGCCGCGGCCAAGGGCAAGGCGCCGGCCGAGUCGCAAAAGAGUGCCAAGUCGAACUCCGCUUCGGACACCACCAAGGGCAAGGACGCGCCGUCGGCCUCGACCCAGUCGAAGGGUGCCGGCCGAGCUCCCGCGCACGAUCACUCCGAUAUGCGUUCGACGUCGCCCUUGACCGAUCUGCCGACGUCGGAGAACGAGGACCAGCGGCCACCGACGAGCCAAGCCAUCGUGGCGGCGCAGCUGGGCGCGGACCUCCGCGCAGACUCGCCGUCUUCCGAGGCGGAGCUCGCCACCAGCCCGAUGUUGCAGGCCGCCUCGCGCGAGGAUCGUCCGUCGACCGCUCCGAGCCUACCUUCGACGCAGGACGUCGAAAUGCAGGACGCCCAAGAAGAACUCCCCCCGCCGAACCAGCAGCAUAGCUCCUCGCCCAGCCGGGCCGCGUCCAAGUCGCCACUCAAGACCCCUGCGGCCCGUCGUCGCUCGACGUCGGUGACUAGCUCCGACACCUCGGAGGAUUCGGAUAGCGAUGACGAUGACGACGAAGUGGACGACGAAGAAGAGGAGGAGGAGUCCGCAGACGAGCUAGAGCAGAGCAAGGACGACGACCCGAAGCGGGCCACGAGCUCGGCCGAGGCCACUUCAACCAUUUCGUCGACCGCCGACGGCAAGAGCGGCAGUGCCUCUCAACGCAAGGAGGGCGGCAACGCGGUCAAGGACUCUCAGCAGCAGCAGGCCAAGAAGAACGGCCGCAAGAGGUCUGACUCGAGCAGCUCCACCUCCUCGAUCGACUCGAGCUCCACCGACUCGGACUCGGAAUCCGUCAACAGCAGCAGCAGCUCUAGCUCCGAUUCGGAAUCGCUGCCGCCGACCCAGAUCGUGGGCAAGCCCGGACAGCGCAGCAAGGUGCCGUCCUCGACGCAGCCGGCCCCAUCGACAUCCGCAAACACCAAGGCCGCCGCUGCCGCCUCGACGCCCGUGCAGAAGCUGCGCAGCACCCUCUCGAGCCUCAACCCGUACCCUAGCAGCGCGACCAAGCCGCUCUCGGCCGCCCGGCCCACGCUCGCCAAGGCGCCCUUUGCGAGGCUGACGGACCUGCGCCCCGCCGACCUGCGCCGUUCGCUAUCGCAGCCCAACUCGCCCAUGGCCGGCCCCGGGGCCACGCAGGCCGGCGGCGCCAGCGGCCUCUUCCGCGGCCGCGUGCUGAGCAGCACGCCGGAUGCCGAGAGCAGCCACGGCAGCACGAAUGGCCGGGCGGCGUCCAAGCUGCCUGGCCGCAACGGCAACGGCGCCGGCGACUCGAGCGACGAGCUCGAGACGAGCAGCGAUGAUUCGUCGUCGUCCUCCGACGGCUCCAGCGACAGCGACAGCAGCGACGACGACGGCGGCGCCAACAAGAAGAAGAGCGGCGGCGCCUUUGUGCCCGCCAGCAAGAGGGCGGGCGCGGCCGUCAAGAAGCCAAAGAAGGACAAGAACGUCUUCACUUGCUUUACCAGGUAA